ACGCUCAAAACAAAACACUGCAGUUGGCCGCGCGGCAUUGUUGCGAUUGUUUCGGGCGUUCACCACCGUGUUCUGCACAUUGUUAUGCUUCGGGAGGUUGUUUCGUUCGCCUGAUACGAGGACACCUUUUCUUGCCGCAAUUUGCUUGUGCAGUGUUGGUGUAGUGCGUGUAGUACGACGCCCUUGAUACGACGAGCGUGCAGUGUGACCAUUCCAUCCGCACGGCACAGGUAAACAACGAGUUCUAUUGCCUUACGAGCAGCAGCAGCAGCAGACGCAACAGGAAGUGCAAUUUUCCCUCCGAAGGAUACAGUGAAACGCAGCGCAAAUCAGCGCAUCCUAGAUCGUGAUCGCGAGAGCUCUCUCUCUGUCUCUCUAUCUCUUUAUCCCAUCCCCUGCCCCCGGCGAGCGUUGUUUAGAACAACGGCAAAAACAUCUGUUUCGCGGAGGACGAACCCAUACCGGUGGCCGGAGCAGUGCAACCGUUCGAACCGUGGAAAGGCACGGAACGGAACACGCUGAGAGCGGACAGCAGCGGACAGAAAACACACGCGCGGUAUAAAGCACGACCGCUGCCACGAUGAGCCGGUUAUUCGGUAGUAGUAGUGGUUCGGUGCUCGGUACGGCCGGAAGCAAAAUGUCGUCGUUCCGCAAGGUGACUCACUGUAUCUUCGACAUGGACGGGCUGUUGCUUGAUACGGAGAAGAUCUACGAAAACAUCUUGCGCGAUCUGUUGAAAUCGUACAACUCGCCGUACCCGUGGCCGACGCGCAUGAAGGUGAUGGGCACAACGGAACAGCGCACCUGCUCGAUACUGGUGAACGAUCUGAAGCUGCCCUGCUCGGUGGAUGAGUUUCUGGCGCGAUUCCGUCGCGAUCAGUUGCUACACCUCGGCCGGGCGCCGCUAAUGCAAGGCGCAGAGCGGCUGGUGCGCCAUCUGCACCAACACAACGUGCCGAUCGCGCUGGCCACCAGCUCGGGAGCGGAUUCGGUCGAGGUGAAGACAAAGAACCACCGCGAGCUGUUCGAGCUGUUCGGGCACAAGGUGAUGGGUUCGUCCGAUCCCGACGUGAAGGAGGGUAAGCCGGCGCCCGACAUCUUUCUGGUCGCGGCCGACCGCUUCCCGGACCGGCCCGCUCCCGACCAGUGCCUGGUGUUUGAGGAUGCGCCGAACGGUGUGACGGCAGCGAUUGCGGCCGGCAUGCAGGCCGUCAUGGUGCCCGAUCCGCACAUCGAGGAGGACCAGCGGAAGCACGCGACGGUCGUGCUGAAAUCACUCGAGGACUUCCACCCGGAACAGUUCGGUUUGCCGCCGUUUACGUCGUGAACCACGCGUGGGACGCUUUUGACGACUACCGCGGAGCCGGCCAUUACUCCCCGAAAAAAAAAAUGCUUACAACUACUACCACUACUACUACUACUACAACUGUAAGCCGCAACGUAGUGUGUGUGCAGCACACGUCCGAUUUUAGCAGAGCAGUGUUCUAAACACAGCACCACCGUUGGAGCGAAAUUUUGAUGAUGCGCGCGCCCGCACACGAUUUGUUUGCGUAGAACGCACAAGCGUCCAACCCAAAAAAAGGGGUCUACUGCCGGGUGGGACGGACGUUAGUUUGUAUUUAGUUUUAUUUCUCGGAAAGCUUUUUCUUUAGGUGCGCGAUCGAUGUGUAUCGCUAGAAUGUGAAAUCGCUUGAUUGAGCGCCCGUCAAUGCGAACAAACAAAAAAAAAAGAAGAAAAUACAAUGUUGUAAUUGUAAAGAAAACGGCA
Molecule: messenger RNA, 1768 nt
Organism: Anopheles arabiensis
Lineage: Eukaryota; Metazoa; Arthropoda; Insecta; Diptera; Culicidae
Product: probable pseudouridine-5'-phosphatase
Exons: 5
Coding region: 581-1327 (248 amino acids)
Molecular function (GO): phosphatase activity
Source: RefSeq, a predicted model, not a curated record